AUGCACUCCGAGGCGUGGCUCGCGCUGCACCUGCCGCAGCUGCAGCACUACAACGUGCCGCAGCACCUUCACCGGCAAGUGUACGACUGCGUGCAUGAAAUUGAGGGAGAAUGGAGCGAUUUUGACGCUGUGGCAUCCACUGAGGCGGCUUCGGAGGCCUCUCGGGGCGGCGCCAUCCACCGCAAGCUGCGCGCGGUGUCGACAAUGCCGCUCCCAGCAGCGUCGCAAGUGCUGCAUGUUGGCCACGAACGCGCAGUCGAAGCUGCGACAGGACGGAGCUCUACGCAGCAAGAUGCUGACGAUGGUCAAGGAGUCAUCGAGGAGGACAAACACGAGCUGGACAGCGAAGAGGAGAGCGACGUGGAGAAGGAGGUCGAGAGCGUGGUGAGGCAUCUGCACUUGCUGGCGUUCUCCAUCCGGUUUGGAGCGAACUCGGACGACAUGUCGUACUACGUGCUCAAUGCUCUCGGAUCAAGGUACGUCGGGGUGGCAGAGUUCGGUUUGGUCGAUAUGCCGCCUGCUAAUGUGAUAUUUGCUGCUGCGGUACGGGAGAACGACGAGGAAAGCAACUUGACGGACGUUGCCUCAGGAGCUGAGCUGGUGCGGCCAUACGCAGGCAAGAUCUCAUUGAUGGGGCUGUGCAAGAAGAGCUACUGGGAGGCGCGGUUUGAAUCCGAGGAAGAGUUUGACUGGUACUGUGAGUACUCGCACAUCCGAGAGCUGAUUGCGUCGUAUAUCUCCAAGACUGCACGCGUGCUGAUUGCGGGGACGGGCACCAGCCGCCUACCGGGUGAGAUGGCCCUAGACGGAUACUCGGACGUGGUCGCCAUGGACUACGCUGCCAAUGUGAUCGAGAGAAUGCAGGCUCGCUCGGAGGAAAAUGCAUGGGGCGUUCGCUUCGUGGAGGCGGAUCUUACCCAGAUGAACGGCUGGGAGUCCAGCUCGGUGGACUGCGUCAUAGACAAAGGCUGUUUGGAUGCAAUGUUACUCAAGCCCGAGACGGAGGCGGAAGAUACCAACUGGAAGCUGGUAACCCCGGAUUCGCCCGACGAUCUCGUAGACGCACAGAACAGUAUGAAGCAGUUAGCGCGCAUCUUGAAACCCGACGGCUUGCUCUUCUUCUUGACAUUUGGGAGUCCGAGCAACCGAGUGAGCAUGUUCGACUGGGUGGCAUCAGAGAAUGACGACUCGAUGGAGUGGGAGAUCCUGCAGUGCCUUGAGAUGUCUCCGACCGAUCGCCAACACACCUUCGUGACGCGCUUCUUCUUGUUCGUGGCAAGGAAGAAGUUCAAGCAAAUGCCAGAUGUCGAGACCUUGUAUCAAUAG
Phytophthora sojae is the source of this 1326-nucleotide messenger RNA. RefSeq lists its product as hypothetical. The record is from RefSeq and is a predicted model, not a curated record. NCBI's taxonomy places the organism in Eukaryota, Oomycota, Peronosporomycetes, Peronosporales, Peronosporaceae. The transcript is spliced from 3 exons. The coding region runs from base 1 to 1326 and encodes 441 amino acids.